Molecule: messenger RNA, 4899 nt
Organism: Coffea arabica (coffee)
Lineage: Eukaryota; Viridiplantae; Streptophyta; Magnoliopsida; Gentianales; Rubiaceae
Source: RefSeq, a predicted model, not a curated record
CUGUAUCCAAAUUGAUAGAUAUUUUUACUAGAAAAUUCGACAAGAAAAACCAUGAUCACCUUUCAGAUGCAGAGGAUAAACAGCAGAAAUUAAGAUUACAUGAUCGCAAGGUUUGUACUGCGAUGAACCUUUAGAAUUUUUCUCACUCAUGUAGCUUCCAUUUUUAAUACUUAGAUGAUCUCCUUUCACAUCAAACCUGUGUCACUUUAUAUUGUCUUUGACCUGAGUUUCCACUCUUUUGGCUCUAUCAGGACUUUUCUGCAGCCAGUGUUACUAAAAAGAUGAAAUUAAAGUUUAGUAAAGCAUGGAUAUCAUUCCUUAGAUUGCCGCUUCCACUUGAUGUAUACAAGGAAGUAAGCAGAUCAUUAGCAAUUUGAUGUGUAUUUUGCAUCUUAAGAGUGUUUCUUCUGGAUGUUGAGCUCCUAUAUGUUCUGUUUCAGUUUCUCUGUUGUGUAGAAGUAUGGAGUUUACUGUCACCAGAUGUAUAUAAUCUGAUACAUAUUGAUCUCAUGAAGCAAAUGCUGUAUGGACAAAAAGAGUAAUAAUUGAUGGAAGUUCCUCAUUUGUUAUAUUGUUGCCAUCUUGAAUGAUAAUUCUAGUUAUCCCCGGUGUUCAUACUAUUCACCUUUCCUGAUUAUAAGGGGCUAUGGACAAAAAGAGUAAUAAUUGAUGGAAGUUCCUCAUUUGUUAUAUUGUUGCCAUGUUGAAUGAUAAUUCUAGUUAUCCCCGGUGUUCAUACUAUUCACCUUUCCUGAUUAUAAGGGGCUGCUACUGUUAUCUGAAACUGGCUUUGAAGGCUCUCACACAUGUCAUUGGUUUGAUAUCUUUUUGGUUGCUUUUCUUGUAUCAUUAUAUUGUUUGUUUGAAUGAUUUGAUUUGCAUUAAAAUUCAUGCUCUCUUGCUCUUGCUUUGUGGCUUAGGUUCUUGCUACUCUUCAUCAAGCUGUUAUUCCUCACCUGUCUAACCCAAUCAUGCUGUGUGAUUUCUUAACAAGAUCAUAUGAUAUAGGAGGUGUUGUGAGUGUAAUGGCUCUCAGCAGUCUCUAUAUCCUUAUGACACAACAUGGCCUUGAGUAUCCAAAUUUCUAUGGGAAGCUUUAUGCACUGUUGGAACCUUCUAUCUUUAUGGCUAAAUAUCGAGCAAAAUUUUUUGAGCUUAUUGAUUCUUGCUUGAAAUCACCGCUUCUUCCAGCAUAUUUGGCUGCUGCUUUCUGUAAGAAACUGAGUAGACUUGCACUUUCUGUCCCACCUUCAGGAGCAUUAAUCAUUAUUGCUUUAGUCCACAAUCUUCUUAGGAGACAUCCUUCAAUCAACUUCUUGGUGCACCAGGGGUAUGUCAAUGAGGCUGGUAAAGAGACUUCCGCAACAGACAAGAGUGGUGUUGACAGAACAGAUGACACGGAUUCUGCGAGCAAGCAAGGCAUUGAUCAAUUUGAUUAUGAGCAAAGUGAUCCCAUGAAAACUAAUGCUAUGAGAAGCUCUUUAUGGGAAAUUGAUACACUCCGGCAUCACUAUUGCCCACCAGUGUCAAGAUUUGUGUUGUCCCUCGAGAGUGACUUAACAAUUAGAGCCAAAACAUCUGAAGUUGCUGUGCAAGAUUUCAGUUCUGGAUCAUAUGCAACUAUUUUUGGCGAGGAGGUAAUAUGGUCAAUCUUUAUACUUGAAAAUCAUGCCAUGGAUCCUUUAGGUGGCCUCAGAAAUAAGGCAUCUUCUGUUCUCCUCGUUUUUGUUGCUUUCUUAAUAUUUUAACAAACAUUUGUAGCAUCUGUUUCUAUGUGCUUAUCAAGUCCUUGCACAAGCACUACUCAGAAUUGCUAAAUCUGGCGGUGAUUGUCUUCUAUGCGAUAGCAAUCAGAUCAUUGCUGUUAGAGCAAGCUUUGGUGUCUAUAUAAUAAAGUGUCCCGAAUCACUAUCCUUGCUUGCAGAUUAGACGCAGGGUCAAACAGGUGCCUCUGGCAUUCUAUAAAUCUACUCCAACCUCUUUGUUCUCAGAAUCCGAUUUUCCUGGUUGGACUUUUGAUCUCAAUGAUGGGGAGCCUGUUGCUGUCAAUGAUGAGAAUGGAACUGUGGAUACACCCAAAGAACAUGACCACAUUUCUGUGAAACGUCAGUGUCUAGUACCUGUGUAAAGAAAGUACUCUUUCGCCAAAAGAAAAGUUUUGCUCAUUGCCGUUGCCUCCCUUAAUUUUUUAGUGCGACUUGUUGCUGCGGGGGGUAUAGGGUUGCAUCAUUGAGCAGUUAUUCAACUUACUAAUCUGUUUCACAUCAAAAAAUGACGACUUGCCAAUCAUGCUUGGUGACUAUAGGUUGUAGGUAAGUAAUUUGGCAGUUGGUACCAUGGUUUGACAAGCUAAAGUAUAUUAGGACAAUCAAUUGCUGGUUGUAUACAAGUGUGUGUGUGUGUGUGUGGGGUACAGUGGAGGCUGAUAGGAUUGGAUUUGCAAUUUUUACUACACUGUUAGUUGAAUUGUGCUGGGUUCGCCAGUAUGUUGUAUCCAUGCAUAUUGUUAUUUGAUGGUCUGCAUUUUUACAAUUGGGGCAGUCCUUCAAAUUGUAUUGGAGAACACAGUUCAACGUUUACAUUGCAGUUGCAUUGUGUUUAAAUUGUAUUGGAGAACAAAGUUCGAACUUUUUUCCCUUGUAAUGCUAAUUAAAAUAGCAUUUGUUACGAGUUGCCAUGGUGGCUGCGUUAUGUCUUGGGGUGAAUAGGUACGAGGGCAAGAGACGCAUGGUUGGCUUAAAAGGUUCAAUAGAUAUUUAAAGCUGUCAUACUUUCGUUGCCGACUCUCGACUGAAGGCCUUGGAUAGAUUUUAUUUAUUUCUGUUUUAUGCAGUUAGUUGUCAAGUGGAUGCUUCACAAACCUGCGAUGACUUGCCUCAUCUGUAAAACCUCCGAUGCUUCACAAAUGUUGGAUGAAUAUAUACACUAUUUAAGUAUAUGAAUUAAUAAAGACGCUGAAGGUGGUGUUACCUUAAAUGUAAUAGCUUUGAACUAUUAUAAAAGGGGUGAGCCAAAAAAUGAAAGAGGAAAGAAACUCCAAAAAAACAAGAGAGAACGAGCGAUGGAGGAAAACGUGGAACUCAGGGGCAAAGUAUGCGUUACCGGUGCAUCUGGCUUUCUGGCUUCUUGGCUGAUCAAGCGACUGCUGCUGUCUGGCUAUCAAGUAACCGGGACGGUCAGAGAUCCAGAAAAUGCCAAGAAGGUAGCGCAUCUCUGGAGGCUGGAGGGAGCAAAAGAGAGACUGGUGCUGGUGAAGGGCGACUUAAUGGAGGAAGGCAGCUUCGAUGAUGCAAUAAUGGGCUCUGAAGGUGUCUUUCACACUGCUUCCCCUGUUCUAGGGCGACCAGCAUCCGAUCCCAAGGCUGAAAUUUUGAAACCUGCUGUUGAGGGUACGCUAAAUGUGCUGCGUUCGUGCAAGAAAAAUCCAUUUCUGAAGCGUGUUGUUCUGACCUCGUCUUCCUCAACUGUGAGGGCAAGAGAGGAUUUUGAUCCCAACGUACCACUGGACGAAUCAUCUUGGAGCUCUGAGAUACUCUGCGAGAGACUUAAGAUCUGGUAUGUUUUAUCAAAAACUCUGGCGGAGAAGGCUGCCUGGAAAUUCUGCGAGGAGAACAAGAUUGACCUGGUCACCGUUCUCCCCUCAUUCGUGGUUGGACGUAGCUUGCCUCCGGAGUUAUGUUCCACAGCGGCCGACGUCCUUGGCUUGCUCAAAGGGGAGACGCAGAAAUUCGAAUGGCAUGGAAGAAUGGGAUAUGUGCAUAUUGACGAUGUUGCGCUGUGUCACAUCCUGGUGUAUGAACGCAGGAAUGCUCAAGGACGAUACCUCUGUUCUUCCACUGUCCUUGACAAUGAUGAGCUCGCCUCCAUUCUAUCCGCUUCCUACCCUGCCCUGCCUAUACCCAAAAGGUUUCACAAGCUUGAUAACAGACCAUCUUAUGACCUGAAUACAUCGAAGCUGGAGGGCUUAGGAUUCAAGAACUUCAGGUCCAUCCGGGAAAUGUUCGAUGACUGCAUCGCAUCCCUGGUGGAACAAGGCCACCUUUCUUCUUCUUGAUCAACGUCUACUCUUGGCCAUGACUACAGUCACUGCAACAAGUCAAAAGACCAUUUUUUGACUAUGUCUACUCUUGGUUCAGAAUCCUUUUUUUUCCUUUUUUCCAUAGGGCUUUCCAGGGUUUAUUGUGUCUUUAUUUGCGUUGUUAUAGUGCAAAAGUCCUGUGUCUACCAUCCCAGUUGCAACUCUGUCCUGUUUGAGGCUCUUAAUUUCUAAAGAUUCAGAUAAACGCUACAACUUUUCUAGUCCAAGAAAGGGUAAAAAAUAGAAAAUGUUGGAGCCUAAAAUUGCCAUUUGGGAAUUUAAAAAUGUCUUUGCAGGAACUCUGGCGUAUCCUCUCCUCUCGCAACAAUUGGGACCAGACAUCUUAUUAAACUAAUCUCUCUGUUACAAUUGAGGUGCACAGUAUCCAAAUAGAGCCCUCUUUGCAAGCAGCUACCAUCUGCAGCUGAGAGGACCACAUUUUGCACUGCUUAAAAGUUAGAACACAACGUAAUUUUUACCAAAAGAAAAAGGAGGGAAAAAAAAAAAGAACUACUAAUUGAUGAAAUAUAGAAUCACAAUCCAAGUGAAAUUUUAUGCAGCUUAGGCAAAAAAAUGUUUCAGGAUUCGUUAUGGGUACUGAACUGUCUUUAACUAUUAACAGUAUGUGUCCAUUUAAUUACUCAGUACUAUAAUCUACAAAAGAGUAACGACCACCCGUCUACACUACUAAGGAGGGAGGAAGGGGCUCAUAUAGGGGGAUGGUCGCAAUUCAUCUUCCUCUCCACUCGAAAAUGCAUCUGUUGGUAGCAAACUGGUACUUUUGACUCUCCUGUGUGAUAAUUUUAGGGAAAAAAAAAAAA